AUGAACAACAACAGCAGCGGCGGCGGCGGCGGCGGCGGAAGAGCGCCUAGGGAGAUACACGUCGAAGUGGAAGAAGAGGACUACAUCGAGGAGGAGGAUGAUGACUUGAGCUUCGCUGCGAUGGAAAGCGGCAGCAAGAAGGCAGCCGUGGCGGCUAGAGUAAGGGGUAAGGGAUGCGGAGGCAACUACUACCUCGGAACAAUGCCCGAGUGGUCGAACCUCGUAAAAGCCUUUGGGCCGCUCGACUUUCUGGAUUACACUCUCCGCGGGUGUGGCCAGGUGUACUUCAUGAACAACCCCAUCUCGGGCCUCAUCUUGUUGAUUGGUCUGGUGAUUGAAAAGCCAUUGCUGGCAGUUGGCUGCCUUAUAGCUCAGAUCGGAGUGGACAUUGGAGCCAGGCGCGCAGGAUUGACGGGCUACAACGGCAUCUUGGUGGGUGCUGCGAUUGUGACAUUCAUGAAGGAUGAGUGGGAUAUUCCCACUCUUAUCAUCAUCGUUCCUUAUGCCUGCAUCUCCGUGCUCAUCUGGAUGUUCCUGGGCAACAUCAUGGUCGGCACUUGGAACAUUCCACCCUUCACUUUCGCCUUCAACUUCACCGCUACCAUCUUUUUCAUUGCCUAUUUCCCGUUGGCGAUGUUCACUCCAUCGCUCCCCACCGCGGCCUCGCCCGGUUUCGACUGGGACACCCAAGCAGUGUUCGAGGCCGUGUUCAAGGGCGUCGGUCAAGUGAUGUUCGCCGGCAGCACCGCCAGCGGCGUUAUCAUGACCCUCGCCUUGGCGGCCUGCUCGCCCAUCGCUGCCAUGAUGGCCGUGCUGGGCUCCAGCAUCGGCGUGCUGGUUGGAUUCGCCGUCGGCGCCGACGCCGCUGGCAUUGAAGCCGGACUGUGGGGCUAUAACCCCGUGCUUGGCGCAAUCGCCGUCGGGGGUAUGUUCUACUACCCGACCGUCAAGACACUGGUCAUGACCGUCAUCAACGCCGGCUUCUGUUCGCUCCUCUUUGGCUUUUUCAAAGUGGCCUUGGCCCCUUGGGGCAUACCGGCCUUCACCUUCCCCUUCUGCUUUGCGACCAUGGUGGUCGUGGGCAUCGGAAAGAGCCUGCCUGACUUUGAGCCCAUUCCCUUGCCAGAGGUCACCGUGCCCGAGGAGCACCUGUGCAAGAGGUGGCAGCGAAGUCGAGGCCUCUACAACAUCCUCAACGGCCCGCUCCCGUUCCUCAACUCUGUCGAGAACAUCGGAACCAUCAACUAA
Molecule: messenger RNA, 1248 nt
Organism: Acanthamoeba castellanii str. Neff
Lineage: Eukaryota; Discosea; Longamoebia; Acanthamoebidae
Product: urea transporter, putative
Exons: 12
Coding region: 1-1248 (415 amino acids)
Biological process (GO): urea transmembrane transport
Cellular component (GO): membrane
Molecular function (GO): urea transmembrane transporter activity
Source: RefSeq, a predicted model, not a curated record